AUGGGACCUCCACCCCUGACUCUGAGAUUUUCCGACGAGACCACGGUUUGGUCUCAAACACCACUGAUCACGGCGUCCGCAGUUGCUCCCCCGCUCUUCCGGGCCUCUGUCCUCGACCCUAUCUACCGCCAACCAUCAACGCCCUUGAGUGACCCUCGGCUGGAAGAAUAUGGCUCUCUGAGACGAGAUCCACAGCGAAGCAGCUCACCUUUACCGCCUCCGGCAGUGCACGGGAAGGAUAUUUCGCGUCCGUCAUCAACCAAUCUUCCGUACACAGGCAGUCACUUCUUCAAUCAACCACAGUUCCAUGCGAGAAGUGUGAGCUUCAAUCUCGGGCGGGACUAUCACUCCGAACCACGACCGGCACUGCCAGGAUUGUCGGCACUGACAUCCCUGGCAGCGGCUGCACCACCGCCACCACCAACUGUCAGGUCAUUUUCGGGCAGCAGCUAUGGUUCACAAUUGAGUUAUUCGGGUACAAUGGCACCUGUGCCAACGCCUGGAAUUGCAGGCAAUGCUCCACCUGAAGCGCGGAUUGAUGCCAAGGCUGCAUUGUGGCUGGCGCCGGUUUUCCUGUCGGUCGGUCACGGGGUUAAACUUCGGUUUCUUAUCGUUAUCGAAACCUGCGAUUCCUGGGAUUCGAUCACCACCCAAAAUAUCAUGGCUGCUUCAAUAUCCUCAGGUGCUGACCAGAAUGCCCCCUUUACGCAGCCUGUUUGUCAAAACUGCCAAACGUCAACGACACCCUUAUGGCGCCGCGAUGAAGCCGGAUCCGUCCUCUGCAAUGCCUGCGGCUUGUUCCUCAAGUUGCAUGGCCGCCCGCGACCCAUCAGCCUCAAGACCGACGUGAUAAAGAGUCGCAAUCGAGUCAAGACCUCAAGUCAAGGUCCGAAGAAGAAGUUUGACCAGAAUGGGAACCAGCCGCCCCAGACCGACAGUCCGAACGGCAUCAAUCCUCAUCGACGGGUGUCACAGAUGGCAGCUUCCGUCGCCUCUGAUAGAUCGCAUUCUCCCAUAUCACGAACCGGAACCCCUGCGGGUCAUCACGACCCAAAUAUCGCUCCUCAACACGUCUUCGAUGGGAUAUCUGCCACCGGGGAUUCGCACUACAACCAUCACAACAACGGAUCGCCAACCGACCAGUCUCUCAAUCCACACGCCGCGCAACCCUCUCCCAGUGCAGCCUCGAUGCACAACAGUCAAAAUGCCGAAUCGUCUAUGAGUUACGAACAACUAGCUGCCCUCAACACGCGCCUGCGCACGCGAGUCUCCGAGUUGGAGGUCAUCAACAUGGUCUAUCACGAUAACGAACAGAAUCUGUGCCGGGAACGGGACAGGGCCAUCCAAGAGCGCGAAGAAUGGAAACACAAGGCUGAAGAGCUGCAGCGAAGGCUCCAAGAGAUUAACGACCAAGGACACAUUGCGAAGAAGCCACGACUCUCACAAGAACCUAAAGAAUGA
This is a messenger RNA of Fonsecaea nubica, 1461 nucleotides long. Its product is annotated as protein GZF3. Gene Ontology annotation, molecular function: DNA-binding transcription factor activity, RNA polymerase II-specific; RNA polymerase II cis-regulatory region sequence-specific DNA binding; zinc ion binding. Gene Ontology annotation, biological process: negative regulation of transcription by RNA polymerase II; positive regulation of transcription by RNA polymerase II. NCBI's taxonomy places the organism in Eukaryota, Fungi, Ascomycota, Eurotiomycetes, Chaetothyriales, Herpotrichiellaceae. Bases 1 to 1461 code for a protein of 486 amino acids. The record is from RefSeq and is a predicted model, not a curated record. The transcript is spliced from 5 exons.